AUGGAGUAAUAUAUUGAUCACGAACUUACAAUCCAACAAUUCUUCAAGUAGCAUCAAAUAACAUCACCUUUACUCUCCCAACUCAAAAGGGAGUUCGGUAUCAUCAAGCAUCCCACUUUUAUAAUGAAUAAUUUGCUCUAAAUCAUCCAACACAAAAAACAUUUAACAUGCAUCGAAGCACCAAAAUAGAGUGGAAGAACUAUGUCAUGUCUUUUGAUUAUUUUGGAUUACUUCCUGAAAUCUUUAGAUCACUUCACUCCAGACGAAGAAAAUGGAUAUUAUUUGCUUAUUACCUCAGCAAGCAGGGAAUAAUCAGCACAUUGCAAAUCCGUUGUUCAAAAAUUGUUAGACAAUUAUCUUUAAGAAAUUGCCUUACUUGAUAUUAAUUCACAAUUUCCCCUAAAUGCAAAAAAUGAUCAAUACAAUAUUGUAUUGCCUCCAGUAACCUAACCAUCUAUUUUGUUUGCCACAUAUUAUUCUGUGAGUAAAUUAAAGGCUAGUGGUAAGGUAGACAACAAAUGCUUCUAAUUUGCUUUAUUUGAUGAUUGCAACCUAGCCACUCUAUAUGGUGGAUAACACUAGUUGGAAACAGUUUCUAAGUGGAUUUCCAAGAAUUAAUUUACAAUUUAUAUUGGAGAUGAAAAAUUGAUUGAAGUUAUACUUGGAAAGGCAAUUACAGUUGCUAAAAUCGAAGAGGAUUAGGAAGAGUAAGAAUAAGAAGAUAGAGUCAUUUAAUAAACUAAUAAUGCAUUGCCCAAUUUGUUUUACUAUUUUUAUUCAGACUUUACUUAAUAAUAGAUAGUCCUUUACAUCACUUUGAAACUUAACCUUGUGUAAGGAAAGACACUCAUAAUAGUAUAAAAUUUGUUUGAGAUUUAUUAUUUACAAUUACUUUUUCAAAGAUGUAAUAUUGAAAGAUAUCAAAUUUAUAACCAUGAAAACCCAAAAACACUUAAAUAUUAUACUUUGUCGACUUUCAAUACCGGACUACUGCAAAUGUAUUCUUAAGAUUUGGAAAAUGAAUUCUUUGAAAGAAGCAAAUAACAAACUAAAAAAUCCAAAUAACCUUACACUUUAAAGAAGUUAGAUAAUAUCAUUUUGUACAAUUUAUUGCCAAACGAAUUGCCUGAUUAAAUUUUAAAAUCUGUGAGCAAUACUGUGUGUAUCGUUUCAAAUAAUGAAUAAAAUGUUGAAACAGUUAUGUAGUUUGUAAACACUGAGUAUAAUAAUAUUAAUUGCAAAGAAUAUCCAAUAAAAUAAAAUGAAAUUGAGGCAUUCCGCUAUCGUAUAGAAGAUACAACCAAAAAUAUAUCUAAGUAUUAGGUUAAAAUGGCAGAGCAAAUAGAUUUCAAAAAGAAGAUGAUCAAGUCACCAGAUCUAGUGGAGUACUUUUAAUAGAAUUAGAAAGAAAAAGAAUUGUUGUAGGAUCAAAUCGUAUAAUUAAAGAAGAAGUUGAAUAGAUCAGCAAUAUAAUUGCCAUAAGGUCCUGUAUCUGAGUAUUUGUUACCAGAAUUCAUCAAGAAGUAAAGGAAGAUGCAGGGAGAUUAAUAGAAGGUCAAAGUACUUGUGAGAGUUCAUGAUUAAAUUACUGAUAAAUUGAUAAGGAAAAGAAGAUUGUUGAAUGAUGAAUAGAAUAACAAUAUGUUGCCUGAGUAAGAAGAGAAACCUAGAACAAAGAAGCCUGAGAAUUAAUAUGUGACAAUCAAUUAAGAAGACGAGGAUCCUGAAUUAGUUGAUUCAAUCUCGUCUUAAACCCAUAAGUGGUAAGAAAACAUGGAAGUUGAAACAUGGAUUCAAAUUGAAAAAGAGAAACAAGAGGUUGGAAAGGAAGGGAGUCUUCACUACCUGAGUGUAUAUAAAUUAAUUUAUUUAACAAUUUUAUAGAAUGUUAUAUGA
Paramecium tetraurelia is the source of this 1896-nucleotide messenger RNA. RefSeq lists its product as uncharacterized. The transcript has 6 exons. NCBI's taxonomy places the organism in Eukaryota, Ciliophora, Oligohymenophorea, Peniculida, Parameciidae. The record is from RefSeq and is a predicted model, not a curated record.